This is a messenger RNA of Penicillium expansum, 2088 nucleotides long. Its product is annotated as Aldolase-type TIM barrel. Bases 1 to 2088 code for a protein of 695 amino acids. Lineage: Eukaryota; Fungi; Ascomycota; Eurotiomycetes; Eurotiales; Aspergillaceae. Gene Ontology annotation, biological process: carbohydrate metabolic process; basic amino acid transmembrane export from vacuole. The record is from RefSeq and is a predicted model, not a curated record. The transcript has 8 exons. Gene Ontology annotation, cellular component: fungal-type vacuole membrane.
AUGGCAGUACAGACAGGUCUUGACUAUAUGCGUUUGCGCACGCAGAUCGACUGUGAUACGCUGGACGACGAAGUCGCCAAAACCCUGGGCCCAUUCCAGGACUGUACUUCCAACCAAGCUAUUGCACUUGGCGAGCUUUCUAAGCCAGAGCGGUCUAGAAUCCUUGUGUUAUCGCUGUCAGAUGCGGCGAUGCUACAUCCGAAGUGGUCCAUGGAGGUUGAAGAAUUGGCUGUCGAGAUUGCGAUGGUUAGAUUAGCUGUAGGAAUGGCGAAACACAUUCGUGGACGUGUCCAUGUACAGGUUAAUCCUUACUAUUCGUACUCGUCGGAGAAGAUUGUCGUCAAUGCACUCCGAAUCGUGCAAUUGUUCCAGCAUGUCCAGCCCGGCUUCGACGCCACUCGCAUUUGCAUCAAGAUUCCGAGUACAUGGGAAGGAAUGAUGGCGUGUCGCACCCUUGAACUAGCUGGUGUGCAUACUUUAGCAACCACUCUGUUCAGCAUGACUCAAGCUGUACUCGCAGCUGAGGUAGGCUGUUCAUAUAUCGCACCCUAUGUGAACGAAUUGAAAGUGCAUGUGCAAGCAGGUUUCGUGGAUAAAGCGAAAUUGCUCCCGCUUUGCGCUGCCAUUCAGAAAUAUUACAAGUCCAUCAAUUCGCGCACCAAAGUCCUCCCUGCUAGCUUGACUUCAGUUGAGGAGAUCUUCUUGCUUGCUGGGGUGGACCACCUGACUAUUUCGCCGAUUCUGUUGACACAAUUGACUCAGCCUUAUGUGAAUAUCAAGUCGCUAUUUGAUAUAGAGGCGACACUUCCAAUCCCGGCACGAGAUGUCUCUUUCAUCAACGAUCCUGGAAAUUACCAGAUCACAUUUACCCGGGACCAGGGUGGUGCUAGUCAGAUCAAGUUGACUGAAUUCGCCUGCAGGAUGUUCCCUUCGCAGGCGGCUAAUUUUAACAUCGAGGCCCUCAGCGGCAUUUGCGGAUCCAUUUCUAUUGCCUGCUGGGUUGUCGUUUUCUCCCCUCAAAUCAUCGAGAACUUCCGACGUGGCUCUGCAGAUGGCCUCUCUCUCAUCUUCCUGAUCAUCUGGCUGGCUGGUGAUGUGUUCAACAUCUUAGGUGCCGUCCUACAAGGCGUGCUUCCUACCAUGAUCAUCCUUGCGGUGUACUACACUUUAGCAGAUAUUGUUCUGCUGGGGCAGUGCUUCUACUACCGGGGGUUCAACUUCAAGGAGGAGCUAUCUCCCUCGGCCACACCGGACCUUUUUGCAGCCGACAACGCAGAGCGGAAUGGCGCCGAGAAUCAACCCGCACCAACGGAGAGAUCAGCCCUCAUCCCGAAGCCCAACGCCCAUGUCCAAAUUGAAGACCCAACCAUAAACGUAACUGGACAGCAACCUGAAGACCGUGCACGCCCACUCUCCGAAGAAAGACGGCACUCGGCAACCUCUUACCAUGAUAUGUUCCACUCAUCAGUAGACGCCACCCAUCUAUCACCUGCAACGCCCUUCGUCGAACCGACAUCUGAUUCCGCGCGGCGCCGUGCUCAACGCGUCCGCCGUCGCCGCAUAUCCGCCCUCCAAUCCGUCCUUUUCAACCUCACCGCUGUCGCUCUAGUCUGUGCUGCAGGUGUGAUGGGCUGGUUCGUCAGCCCAGCUGCAAAGUCACCAUCACCGGACUCGGAACCUCUCGCUAUGGAUGUUCUGGGUCAGGUAUUUGGCUAUUUCUGUGCAGCCUUGUAUCUUGGAUCACGUCUGCCCCAGCUUCUCCUGAACUACCGCCGCAAAUCAACGGAUGGUGUUUCCCUGCUGUUCUUCCUCUUUGCUUGCAUUGGCAACUUGACUUACGUGCUGUCUAUUCUGGCAUACUCGCCUAUUUGCCGUGGUGGGUCUUCCGAGGAGAUCAUGGGGCACCGUCACCGUGCGCAUUGUCGUCCUGGUGAGGCGGCUGCGCUGUAUGGCCGGUAUGUAUUGGUGAACUUGUCGUGGUUGGUCGGCAGUGCUGGCACGCUGCUGCUGGAUAUGGCGAUCUUUACGCAAUUCUUCCUGUACCGCGAUGACAAAGGUGAUGAGGAGGAAGAGGAAGAGGAAGAGUAG